AUGCACCACCUCUCCGUGACUCUGUUGGCAUCCCUCGCUGGCUCUGCCUUGGCUCUCCCUGGCCGCCACAGUUCCGCUCCCAUUCCCAGUGGAAUCCCGAGCCCUUCUCUCUCCCACUCUGCCUCUACCCUGGUUCCGACCCCGAGCCAGAACGGCACCGUGACCACCCACUUGCCUUCCACCACUGGAAACCCUUAUAGCACGGGAUCCACGGUCACCGAGACCGGCUCCGUGUCCACCAUCACCUCCACCAUCACCCGGACCAGCUUCGAGCCCUGCUCGACCGCCGUCAGCACCGGAGAUGGCACCACCUACUACAGCACCUGGCUCAGCACCUCGGUGUAUGAGACCACCACCUGCUACACCACCACUUUCGACUCUACCCCUGUGACCACUAUCACCCAUCUCCCCGGUACGGCCGAGACGACCGUCCCCACGGCGCUCCCCGGUGGCCACGGCGGCCACGGCGGAUCGGGCGGAUCUGACUGCCCGGCACCCGUGACUGUGACGGUGACCGAGACGGUCAAGGAGGGAUCGGGAUCUGUGCCCACCGUCCACCCUGGCAAGCCCUGCGCCCGCUGCGAGACCAUCACCUACACAAACACCGAGGGACACACCAAGACCAUUGUCAUCCCCCCGUCGGGCGAGCCCACCGCGGAGCCUACCGGUGAGAAGCCCGGUCACUCCACCGCGACGGCGACGGCCACCCAGUCGGACUCGGAGUCCGCCACCACCACCGCUAAGCCCACCUUCACGCACACCCAGGCUGCUGGCAACGGCACCCAUCCCAUUCACACCAAGCCCGUCAGCAGCCCCGUGGGUAGCGGCAGUGCGCAGCCGUCGGCCACCCCCUCCAUCCUCCGCCGCGUUGCCUGGAAGCCCCUUUACUAG
This is a messenger RNA of Aspergillus melleus, 891 nucleotides long. RefSeq lists its product as uncharacterized. NCBI's taxonomy places the organism in Eukaryota, Fungi, Ascomycota, Eurotiomycetes, Eurotiales, Aspergillaceae. The coding region runs from base 1 to 891 and encodes 296 amino acids. The record is from RefSeq and is a predicted model, not a curated record. The transcript has a single exon.